This is a messenger RNA of Electrophorus electricus (electric eel), 6733 nucleotides long. The record is from RefSeq and is a predicted model, not a curated record. NCBI's taxonomy places the organism in Eukaryota, Metazoa, Chordata, Actinopteri, Gymnotiformes, Gymnotidae.
AUCGCAUAGCCAGAUGCUCGCCGACUUCCAGGAGGCGUUCGGUCGAGUCCAAGAAAUCUGGCCAGUUCUAGAUUGAGGCAAUAUUCUGCAUUUAACUGAUUCAGCCAUCGGAACCGAAAUAGCAAGUGUUCAGAGGAGUUUUAAACAGGAUUGGUUAAAUCAAGGUGACCCUACACUUGGUCACACGCGAACCGGAGGGAAUCGGAUAUUAGGCUACUCAUCAACUGCGCCCCCAAAUGCGCCAGCUCCCUCCCAGCACAGUGCCUAGCGUUAAAAACGUAAAUAAAAACGUGGAAGAAUGCUGAAGAAAGCUGGAUCAGCUCCUGAAGGUAGUCGAACUUCUCGUCUAUGAAGAGUUGACGGAUCUGAGGACCCACAAAAAUUCCCUCUUCAAUUUUUCUUCACUGAUCCGAGGGAAUUUCUCAGACAGGUAUUUAAACGCUGAUCCAUUCUGAUCCAUGACUUUUACCAAGUUCUUCAUCAAACCGAAUUUGAUGUGUAGGGGUGGUAGAAGUAUUUUGUCCGGUUCUGCCAGCGCUGAAUGCUGCACAUUCUUCUCUCCAAUCUUCAGAGACUUCCUCAGGGGCCAGUCUUUCUUCACAUAGUGCAAAGAACAUGCUCUGCUGUCCCAUUCACAUAGGAAACAGCAGUACUUUGUAUAUCCCAGCUGCAGACCCAUCAACAGAGCGACUACCUUAAGGUCAGAACAGAUAUGCCAGCCAUACUUGCUGUAUUCAAGAUAAUCCAGCAGCUGCUUCAUGUUGUCAUAUGUCUCUUUCAUAUCCGCAGCAUGUCCAACUGGAAUAGAUGGAAGACGAUUUCCAUAAUGCAGCAAUAAUGCCUUGAGAGUCUAUAAACAAUCGCCAUUCUUGUGGAUCAUGUUGGAUUCCAAGGGCAUUCAACAAGGCGUUGACGUCAGAGCAGAACACAAGCUUAUCUAGCUUUCUGAAGAAAGGCUGUAACUGCAGAUGCCGCUUUCGAUACAGUGUCACUUGUACAUUUUCCUGAAGAAGAUUCCAUCGCUGAACCCUUGAGCCUAGUAAUUCUGCUUUGCCCUUGGACAGCUCCAGAUCAUGAACGAGAUCGUUCAGUUCUUCCUGCAUUAUUCUGUGUGACGCAGAUGAUGCACCUUUACUGAAGUCAGGAUCCGUUUCCUGUUGAUCAUCCGACGUCGAAGGCCCAGGAAAUUCCAGAGUCAUUUUGUCUCCAUCGUCAUCUUCUGAAGGAUCAUUAGAAAUAUUCUAUCGGAGGUUCGGGAACAGGAAGUCCUUCGCCAUGCAGAACAGGUCGGAUAGCAGAAGGGCCUCAUAAAUAAUGACACCAUGGGAUUACAUGUUGCUGUGUCAGUGAGGAGGCAGGUAUGAGAACAGCCUGUCUUAUGGAUUAUACUGAUGGGAGAGAGUAGGUGGACACUCUGAUUACACAAGGACACUUCACAAGUGGUAAAAGUUCAGGCUGAAGAUUGGGCUUCCACCAUACUUGCAUCCUUCAUUUAAAUUUUAAAAAAUAUAUAUUUUUGCUUUUGUUUUUCUUGUUUAUUUUUACAUCUGUGAAAAAGGAACAUUUACUAAACAAUAUUUAUGCAAGAGGGCAACAUUUUCUGUAAAUGCCCCACCCCAUAUUUCUUGCAGUACUACUGAGUGUCAGACUGGGAGGAAGUGACUGAAUAGCUGCCAGUGCUGUACGACACUGUAAUAUCCUGCAUUGCUAGAACUGUUUUGAAAUGAUCUGGAACUUACAAACAUGAGUGAAGAGUUCUAAUAAGACUGAAAGAGAACAUGGACACUGUUAGUGAAAUUAUGAUGACGUGCAAAAACAUGAUAAAUCUCGUCACUUGCAUUCUUUGGGCUAGCAAGCUGAGAAAAGAAGGCAAAAAGCACAGGAUGUACCUACAGUUGCUUUGAUAUUAAAAUCAAUCAUACCAUUCCCAGAAAGUGCUAUGGAUAAACCCAUUGCGAUCCCGAUGCUGACUGUGUUCCCUCCGUCGUCUGACACCGAAUCGUGGUCCUGUUCGUCCAGCCCACAACCUCGGCGCCGCCACCCUCGCAACCGCAGCCGCAACAAGCACAGAACCCAUGCACAGUGGGAGGAUCCGCCAGAACCCGGAACUCAUGAAAAGAACCCGUCUAAAAAUGACCGGGGCGGAGCCAAAGAACACAGGAGCAGUGGGCAGAGCCUGACGCCUGGAACCCUGUUGCCUAGCAUAAGGGGGGAGGUGCUUGGCGAGGUGGGGGUGGAGAGGCUGGGUGGCUUCUCUUCUCUGCCGCUGCCCCCAUCUCGCUCCUGCUCCCAGAGCUCGUCCCUGAGCAGGCGUUCUCGUUGGUCCAUCCGCAGCCUGCUCAGCAAGGACUCAGACGGGGACAGCUGCAGUACGGCCAGUAACUCUCCACGAAGCACUCCAGGCAGUUCCCCGUCUCUACGACGACGGGUGCUGGGGGGCCGGGUCAGUGAGGGUGAGGGGUCUGCCGAGCGUAGUGGUGGGGGUGGGUCCGAAAGUCCCUUGCUUCCUACACCCUCUUCAUCCACCUCAUCAUAUCCUAUCGCCUCCCGCCACUUCACCCGCAAUGCCAAGAAGAUGCAGAGCUGGUACAAUGUGCUCAGUCCUACAUAUAAACAGAAGAAUGAGGACUUCCGCAAACUGUUCAAGAAUCUUCCAGAUACUGAACGUCUGAUAGUGGACUACUCAUGUGCUCUUCAGAAGGACAUUUUGCUACAGGGCCGUCUGUAUUUGUCUGAGAACUGGAUUUGCUUCUAUAGCAACAUCUUCCGCUGGGAGACCACUAUCACCAUCCCGCUGAGGGAGGUGACCAAUCUGACGAAAGAGAAAACAGCCAAACUUAUCCCAAACGCCAUCCAGAUAAGCACGGAUCAGGAUAAGCACUUUUUCACAUCGUUUGGAGCAAGGGAUCGCAGUUACAUGAUGAUCUUUAGACUGUGGCAGAACGCUCUGAUGGACAAGACGCUGUCUCCUAAAGAGCUGUGGCACAUCGUGCAUCAGUGUUACGGUACAGAGCUGGGUCUGACCAGUGAGGAUGAUGACUACGUUUCCCCCACUGCCGAACAAAUGAAUGGCCUGCUACCUAGUGAGGAGCCAGCCUCCGUCACUGACCUGCUGGAUCAGGCUUCAGUGCUGGCGACUCCUGGUUCUUUACCACCCUCCUCUUCCUCACCCUCCCAGCCUGUGGAGGUUCCGGGAACCCGACCAGCUGCUGAGCCGGAGCUGAGUCCGUCCAUUUCACCGCCCAGCUCACAGAGUUCCCCGCCCAACACCGCCACACACUCCACACACUCCACACACACCGGCGUGGCUGCUUCUGUGAACUUGGAGGAGGGUGGGCAGGACAGCCAGCCAGAACCGACCAAUCAGACAGCAGUGGCUAGUUCCCCUGGCCUGGGUAACCUGUCAUCACUGGACAUGACCAAUGAUGAGGAGCUUCCUACAGACCCCAGCAACUCCUCAGACACCCAGGAAGAGAGUGAGGUGGAGUCAUUCUGCGCAGAUCUCCGAGGCCGGUUGCACAUCAACACAGUGCUGCGCAUUGGUGUGGACAAACUGCACGAGCUGCUCUUCUCUGACACCCACUUCCUCCAGCACCUCUUUGCCCAGCGCCAUUUUACCGAUCUCUCGGUGCAGGACUGGCAGCAGGACAGCAGCAGUGGGAACAGCACCAGAGUUCUGAGUUACACGAUUGCCAUCAACAACCCUCUAGGCCCCAAAACAGCCCCUGUGGUGGAGACACAGACUCUGUAUAAGAGCAGUUCUCGGGGCGAGUGCUAUGUGGUGGACUCGGAGGUGAUCACAUCGGGCAUCCCGUACCAGGACUACUUCUACACCAUACACAGAUACUGCCUCACAGCCAUCAGUAAACAGAAAAGCCGCCUCAGGGUUUCGUCUGAUAUCUGCUACAGGAAGCAGCCGUGGAGCCUGGUGAAAGCUCUAAUAGAGAAGAACACGUGGAGUGGCAUAGAGGAAUACUACAGACACAUGGAGGUGGAGGUGUGUAAGCUCGAGACACUGCUGCAGUCUGAGGUGUCUGUGGUUGGAGUGGGUGAAGCCGCCAUUGCAGACACAUCUAAGCUAGCCGCUGGCCUACGCAGACGCAAGCGAAACACGCGGCGCUCUUCCGAAAGAGAGGGGCCAGGGGGUGGAGCUGGAGAACGCGCUGAUCGCGGACUUGCUGAGGAGAGAGAGCACAGAGAUGCAGGGGCACAGUACCUAAAGUUUGGAGACAGGUGGCGCGGAGCAGCCAGCAAUAACAACAUAUCCACCAUACUGCUCAUCGUUAGCUUCAUUCUGGUGGUUUUGGUAGCGUUGAACAUGAUGCUGUUCUACAAGCUGUGGGCUCUGGAGCGGGCUGCUCACACACUGGAGACCUGGCACUCCUACUCGCUUUCUGACAGCCCUCUCCCUCAGUCUGCGGCUGAGUGGGCACAGGUUCUCCAGCUGCAGCGGCAGUUCCACCAAGCCCAGCUGGGCAAGUGGCAGCAGAUCCUACAGUCCUCUGUUACUCUGCUCGACCAGAUGAAGCAGUCCCUGGAGAAGCUGCACAGUGGCAUAAUCCAUCCGGAAGGGCUGCACGAGGCUGCAGCUGAGCCCCCGUACGCGGCCGCCUCCGAGACCUGCAUGGAGCAGUGACAGUGUGCUCUCCACACACACACACACACACACACACACACACAGACAGAAAAACAAACUCCUCAGUCAGACUCUCUGUGGAUGUGAUGACAUGCUAGACAGUGACAUUUUCCUUCCUGCCAGGAGAGCUUCUGAUUUGUGUCAGAGGGGCGGUCGCUACGUGGUUUAAUCGCUGGGUAAAGUUAGCCGAGCGUCCUUUCUACUGUGUCUGAAUGGCAAUGGUGGCACUGUCUGAAAAUCACUUCGGCACUAAAGCAAUAACUGGAGUGUAUGGCAACCAAGGUGUAGUCUGGAUGAGUGCUCCCUCCACUCCUAUUCCGCACCUCCACCUGAGCUUGACCUUGAAAUUAUUCUGUCCAGGCACUUUCUCUCCACAAUGGGGAAGGGGUCUCGACAAAGGCUUCUUACAGAUGACAUUUUAAAAUGGAUGAGUGCAUUUGCACGGGGCGCCCCAGCACAUCUCAGUCCCUGAAACCGCACGUCUGCCUUGUGACUGAACUUUCAACACAUUUUCUCUCUGGAUGGGACCUGGAGACGUGACAUUCCGGCAAGAAGAAGCGAGAUGUCUGGAUUCCUACUUCCAUUUCUGCCCCUUUCCCUGAUCCAGGAGAAGCAAUCUGCCCACCCUUAACUUCUCUGGGCCCUUGUAUGUGCACACAUUAGUUCAAUGUUUUCGGUUUUAGAUGGAAGGGGCAGGUUCUCCUUUUCAGAGAUUAUUCCCAAAUUUUGUUUUUGUGUCUCUAUUUUAGGAGCUGAGUGGCCGAAACAUAAUCAAAACAGCUUCAUAAAGGGCGUGUUUGACCAUUACAGUAUUUAUUUCAGUAAACUUAAAUGAGAAGUCUCGUCCUGUGUUGAUGAUUCUUUUUGAGUAUUAUGUUAUGUUUUAGUCUCAAACAUGGACCAAUUAAGAUCCAAGGGAUGUGAACAUGACUACCAGCUUUAGCAAUAAAUAUGUGGGAGAAGAAUGCAGUGACUGUUACAAUGACAUUAAGAAACAGGUGGAUAAAAAUGCAAAACUGCCCAUUCUAAGUACAUUCAUGUCUUUAAAUACACUGUUACACUUUCUACCACUGUUCACCCCUACCCCUUGCUCUGAAUGUAAUUUAUUUUGUUACAUGGACCCUGCAUAUGCGUAGAUCAGAGUGUACAAGUAGAAUUGGUCUGUCCUGUAUUGAGUCAUUAUCUUCAUGUAUUAUAUUGGAACCAGACUUGAACCAUUCAGGCUUACUGUACACUUGGCAAGUUGAAAAUUAGACGCUGAGUCGUAUAUUUACUUGGGCUCUUCGGGUUGGACUGAGGGAGCAAGCCAAGCUCAAAGCCCGGAUUAAACCAAGCAUUUUACACUGUACUGCUGGGUUGCUUGCUUCCAUCUGCCUCCAACAUUUGAUUGAACUUGUUUUGUAUGUUUUUAUCCAUUGUUGUUUAUUUAUUUGUUUUUUUGCUGAUGUCUGUUACUGCUGUUGCCUCUCCAGCCUGCUCUCCUACAUUGUCUCUCAUAUUUCUUUCUUUUCCUCCUUUCUGUUUUUUGUCCUUGGAGUUCAGGCUGUGGUCCAGCUCCUCAUGUCUGCUGAUCUGCUGUUCUAUUUAUUUGGGUUGUGGGGAGGGCUGAUUUUACUGUGAAGGUCUGAUUGUAAAAGUGACAUCACAAAAAAAAAGAAUUGAGGGAAUUUAAGUGUGGGUUAUUUCUGCAUAUGCAUAAUGUGUGAGUGUGUGUGUAUGAGAGUAUUUUUUUUUUUGGGGGGGGGGGGGGGGGGGGUAGGGGAGAGAGUUGGGUUUGUGUGUUCUUUCAAAAGUAACAAAAACUAGUGUAUAAUGUCCUCACUUGCUUUUAUGCAUUUGAUGAUUUCCAGUCUGGGGAACCCAGGCAAUAUCAAACAUCCAUCUGGGUGACAGUAAAACAGCUUGAAACAAUUCUUCUGAUUAUUGUUAUAAAUGAAUGUAGCUCAAUUACGAUCACCACAUUUUUUACACCUAAUUAUGUACCAAGCUGUAUCAGUGGAUAAAGUGCAUAAGAAUAUUUAUUUAUUUCAUCUGUUUUGAAAACAAAUUAACAUAACUAUCAGUUAGAUCCCAAGAAAUAAACAUAACAUGCAAUCA